Guyanagaster necrorhizus is the source of this 3445-nucleotide messenger RNA. Its product is annotated as Pkinase-domain-containing protein. Lineage: Eukaryota; Fungi; Basidiomycota; Agaricomycetes; Agaricales; Physalacriaceae. The record is from RefSeq and is a predicted model, not a curated record. Gene Ontology annotation, biological process: protein phosphorylation. The coding region runs from base 172 to 3279 and encodes 1035 amino acids. The transcript has 4 exons. Gene Ontology annotation, molecular function: ATP binding; protein kinase activity.
CCAGAUUGCCAGAUUGGGCCGAGCAGAUUCGGUUUCGGUUUGGAUUCACUCUUGCUUCUGCGCUUCUUUGCCUUCUGCGAGGCUCACCUCCGUCUCUCUCUCUCCAACUCCCAUGUCCUUCGCCCACUAGCUCGCACUGCCAGCUUUUUCCCUGGCAAUGCUCCCCUUGACAUGUUUGCUCCUUCCCCCAGUACCCAGAACGCUGUCGCUACCCAUUAUGUCUCUCUGUCAACCAAUCACCAGCGGCCCCAGCAGCAGCCGCAGGCCCCCAAGAGUCCUAUCAACGUCGUUGGCAUACCCUCAGUCCAUAUACAAAACAACAGGCUUGUCGUCGGCUCCUCCCAGAGCAGUUCGACACGCUCGUAUACGCCCAUCAAGGUUCUUGGCGAUGGCUCCUUCGGCACCGUAUGGCUUUGCGAUUGGCAUGGGACCCUCCCUCCCAAUACCCCACUUUCCCCUAUGCAAUGUGGGGCUAGCGCGCGUGCACAGUGGGCUGGUAAGCGUUUGGUAGCAGUAAAACGCAUGAAGCGAAGAUGGGAGGGCGGCUGGGACGAGUGUCAGAAACUCAAGGAACUUGAGUCGCUCCGAGCAAUACCGUUCCACCCCAAUAUUAUUCCCUUGUACGAUUUCUUCCUUCUUCCUGCUACCAAGGAACUCUAUUUCGUAUUUGAAUCCAUGGAAGGCAAUCUCUACCAUCUCAUCAAGACCCGCAAAGGCAGGGCUCUUGCUGGCGGCCUCGUCUCCUCCAUUUUCCGCCAGAUCGUCUCCGGCUUGGACCACAUACAUACUUCUGGUUAUUUUCACAGAGACAUGAAGCCAGAGAAUGUCCUCGUCACUACCACUGGUCUCUUCGACUAUACACCUCUGUCACCGACUGCUCCCCCAAAUGCUCCUCCCGAAAAGGACGUGGUGGCUAUCAUCAAACUUGCCGAUUUUGGACUUGCCAGGGAAACAAAGUCUAAGCCUCCGUAUACCGAAUAUGUCUCCACGCGAUGGUAUCGCGCACCCGAGGUUCUCCUACUUAGCCGAGAUUAUUCAAAUCCCGUUGACAUGUGGGCGCUUGGGACUAUCAUGGCCGAGCUCGUUAAUUUGCGGCCCUUGUUUCCUGGACAGGAUCAGGUAGACCAGGUGGCGCGGAUAUGUGAAAUCCUCGGCGAUCCCAGCGAUGAGUAUGGACUCGAUUCCUCCCACAGUCCGAUGGGCGGAGGUGCAUGGCCCAAAGGGAUUAAAAUGGCGAAGGACGUAGGGUUCAAGUUUCCCAAGACUGUGCCCAAAGACAUUCACACUCUUUUCGAGCGUACAGUACCCUUGUCUUUAAUCCACUGUAUUCGCGACCUUCUCCGGUACAACCCUGAUACCCGGUUAACUAGUCGGCAAUGCCUUCACCACCGCUACCUCCAGGAGACAACUCCUCGUAAUAACAUUCCCCUUCCUCCAGGCAUUUCUGUAUGUACUUCGAUACCAAUCGACUCCGUUCCUCAACGAAAUGGAGUUUCAUCGUCCCCAUCACGCACUGCUCCCGCUUCUCACCCUUAUUCGACCUCUCACCUUCAACCUGUCCCCCCAGUAGCUUCUGCUUCCACUUCGCAUCGUAUCCCUAUAUAUGCUCCCGUUCCUCUCUCCCACAGCUCGUCAAAUACCGAUGUUCACAUGCACCAUACUCCUUCCCCACACUCCUCGGGUGUCAUUCAGGAAGAAACCAGAAGCCAUAUUUCCACUUCUUGGGCGGCUUCGUCUUCUGUCGACAAGGACUACCCAAUGGACAUCACUCCCAGUGCAGAGAUAACAGAUGACCCUAUGAGCAAUGGUCAGCCGAUGGAUGUCAGUGGCUCUUCUCCUGUUGCACCAGAGUUCCCCACAAACGGCGCUACACAACCGGGUCACAAGUUACCCAAGCCUUUCGGCCUUGGCUUUGGGAGAAAGCAUACCAAGUGGAGUCUCUUCGGUGGUGAUAAGCAUCAUGCCUUACCUCCACUUCACGAAAAUCCACCUGUACCACUCGGCGCAUCUACCUCGACGCCUUCGCUCAAGCGGCAACAGUCUUCCAGUUCAGAUGGCAGGUCAUUGCGAGAGCCAUCACCAACGCGUGACAACGCUCGCAUCGCGGACAUGAAGAAGAUGAACAAAAAGGAGGCAGAGCGGUUACACCGAGAAGCCGAGAAACAGCGUCGCGCGCUUGCGGAGAAGACGCAUCGUGACCAAGCGAGAGCUGUCAUGCAGAAACGUAACCAGAUUGUGCAGAAGACCACGGGUAAAGAUGAUAUCGAAUGGCUGGCUGGUUCCCAGCAGCGCCUCGACUUUGAAGAGAAGGGGAAGCAAGCUGCAACGGGCCCGAUAAGGCAGGCGGCUGUCCACGGUAAUGGUACAACACCAUCAAUCACGGUGAAUGCUGCGUCAGGCAGGUUCGCGACUCAGGUCGUCGAGCAGCCUGUAGCGAGCAGUUCGGGAGACUGGCGAAGGGUGGAAAACGACCGCUUAACCAAGAUUCGGAGACGAGACCUAGACGACGACCAUUCGAUAUCUUCGUCGGACGUUCACAGUGGCCGGAAUUCCUCUAUUUCAUAUACUACGGUGGAUAGUGACCCCGGACCAUCAUCAAGAACGCGAAAUCGGCCAAGUAUAUUUGGAUUAAACCGGAUGACAUCUACAUCUUCAUUGCGAACAUCGUUCGACGACUUUGCCUCAUCAGCGCGGUCGUCAAACUCGUUCUCCCUGGAUGGUCAACUAGCCAACGAUUUCCGGGCGCGUGCGACAGUCAAUACUGAGACGCCGCCGCCGUUGCAAAUAUCAUUGUCACCAUCGUUAUCACCAUCACUGCCCCCAUCUCCCGCUUGGAUGCAAGCCCCUCCGCACAGCGAGAACUUGUCAUCACGGCGGGGGCAAGCCCCUCCUUUCAUUAAUAUGCCCCGGCCUACUCAUCCCAUACAAAAUAAGCCAUACAACCCCUACGAAUAUUCGGGCCAGCUGCACGGGCACACGCCGAGUCCCGGGCACUUGAACAAAUCCGAAAUCAACCCGAUAUUCCAAGUGGUGAGUUACAAAUGGGAUGAGGGAGGACUAGAGCCUGAUGAUAUUGUUUCUGGUGACUUCACUCAGCCCCCGAUCCUCCCGCCUCCUCACCCUCCACCUCUUGACGGUCCAAUGGACGAUCGAUUAUCUUCCUCUUCCCCCACUUCCUUGCCACCCUUCUCCGAACUCGACGCAGUUGCUGGAGGAGGAUACGAUUAUCCACCCCUUUCCCCGAUGUCUUUCACGACACCUUCAGAAGAUGGAGGUUGAGCCUCACAACGCCGCCGGUUGGCGGCCUACAUUCGUUUGGUUAUCUAUUUUCUCUGUUUUCAUUAUCCUAUUCUUUGUUCUCCCUCUGUGUUUAUCUCUUUUGGUUUCCCAUCAUCUGCUGCAUUGUCUAUCACUCUACCGCACUCUGCUCUCUCGGUCUCCGCAA